Molecule: messenger RNA, 1480 nt
Organism: Coturnix japonica (Japanese quail)
Lineage: Eukaryota; Metazoa; Chordata; Aves; Galliformes; Phasianidae
Gene: GATD1
Product: glutamine amidotransferase class 1 domain containing 1
Cellular component (GO): cytoplasm
Molecular function (GO): glyoxalase III activity
Source: RefSeq, a predicted model, not a curated record
GUUCCCGCCCAACGGUCGCGAAGCUCCGUCUGCCCCGAGUGCGCAUGCGCGGCUGCAUGAGGCGCCGGCUCCGCACGCCGCCGCCCGUCCCUGCCAUGUCGGAGCGGCUCGGUAAACCCACCUGCCUCCUCGUCGCCAGCGCCGCCUCCGCCGGGGUGUCAGCCCAGUCCUUCCAGCAGUGCUUCACGCUGAGCAGCUCUGCCUUCAACCUGCAAGUCGCCACUCCUGGGGGGAAGUCGAUUGAUUUUGUGGAUGUGAAUGAGAGCAAUGUGCGCUGGAUACAGGACUUCCGCAUGAAGUCAUAUGCAAACCCUGCCAAGCUGGAGUCAAUUGAUGGUGCUCGAUACCAUGCACUGCUGAUUCCAAACUGCCCAGGGGCUAUGACUGACCUUGCAAACAGUGGGUACCUGGCAAAGAUACUGCAGCACUUCUGCACAGAGAACAAGCCUAUCUGUGCAGUUGGACAUGGCGUUGCAGCUUUGUGCUGUGCCACCAAUGAGGAUAAAACCUGGGUAUUUCAGGGAUACAGCCUGACAGGGCCCUCUGUGUAUGAACUAAUAAGGCAGCCGAAUUUUGCCAGUUUGCCCAUUAUUGUGGAAGACUUUGUGAAAGAUUCUGGAGCUACAUUUAGUGCCAGCAAACCAGAUGCUGUACAUGUUGUGCUGGACAGGCACUUGGUGACAGGACAGAAUGAAAACUCCACCUUUCCAGCAGUCCAGAAUCUUCUUAUUCUUUGCAACGUCAGGUGAAUGUGUGUUAGAAGUCCUUUCCUGGAUGUGGACUAACAGGUGCUGUCAUGUUUGGAUGUGUUUCAUUCAGCAGGAAAUAAAGGAGAAGAUCUCUUUGCAAAUAGGAUGGAUGUUGAGCCAGCAGGCUGGGGACUCUUGUCUUUUAACUGGAUAAAAUGUGUUUAAAUUUCUAUCCUGGACUAUGAAGUGACUGUGAUGUUGAAGUGACAGUAUUAGGUUGUCUGUAUACAGAAUGGAGGAAGGAACAAAAAAUCAGUGGCUGUGAAUGUUGUUUACUGAGGAUGAAGACUGUUCUUGGAUAACAUUAUACCAACCAUCAUUUGUAGCUCAAAUAUUACGAUCUCCACAUUGAUGUGCCCCUUCCAGAGGUGUCCUUACCUUUCUUUGGUAGAUCUGAAUACUGUCUGAAUUCAGAAUGUAUCUGUGACACUUAAAUAUACUUGGAGCAGGAUGGAAAAUGCUUAUCUGGGUUUGUUUGUUCGUUUUUAACAUUUUUAGCUUUGGUUUAAACCCUCAUUUCUGACAAGCUUGCUCAGAGAUUUGUUAGCCUCUGUCACCAUCAGAACAGACUUGCCAUCAGGAUUUGUAGCAGACUAUCUGCUGAAAUGAUACAGAAGGCUUUUUGUUCUUGUGCUGCAGUAGUGUUUGUAGUUAGGGUCAUUUUGUUUUGGACAUUGUGCAGCUACAGCUCUGUCCUUAAAAGCUUUGAAUACAAAAGAUGAAUCUUCCCA